Messenger RNA from Colletotrichum navitas, 1761 nucleotides. RefSeq lists its product as uncharacterized. NCBI's taxonomy places the organism in Eukaryota, Fungi, Ascomycota, Sordariomycetes, Glomerellales, Glomerellaceae. The coding region runs from base 218 to 1468 and encodes 416 amino acids. The transcript is spliced from 2 exons. The record is from RefSeq and is a predicted model, not a curated record.
GGCUGAAUCCUCCGAAAGAGAGCCGGAUUGGAAUUUUGGCCUCCGUACUGGAGCGAGACAUCAGGUGCUAUCUUGCAUCAGAAGUCGAUCAGUCGUUCCAAGAAGAUCUCUUUCCCGCACACGCUGAUUAAGACCACGUUGUCCAGUGUUCACUUGACCAUGCAGAGGGUAUGUUCCUCUGGGCGAGGCUCAUGGUGACUUUUCGAAUGUGCCGAGCAUGACCAAGGCGCAGCGCCUCGACUCUGCCGUUAGACCACCAUCGGAAGACCUGGACCGAUUGGACGAUAUGUAUUGGCGCAUCAGGCAGCGACUUCUAUCGCAUGACAUCCACAGCAAGAGCCUUGACCAGAAUGCCCUCACCUGGGCAGCGCAUUCAUCGCUCCAAUCACCCGAGCUAAGAGACGCCAUCUGUCCUGAGGGCUGGGACAUGGACGGCGGCGGUACAACCACCCGCUUCGAUCACGCAGUCGUUCUUUCUUGCUGCGGGCUGAUAGAAAAGGGUGCGCACGGCACGUACCAGUACAUCCAUCUGACGGCUUUAGAUUUCGUCCAGCGGAGCGGUCUGAUUCCUCCGCCGCCCGAGGCCAAAGCCACCAUGGCAGGUCGGUGCAUCUCUUACCUUGCCUUCAGCCUGCCCCAGAAACCUCUGUCCGGAGAUAUGCACAAAAGCGCCGACCGGAUCGAAGUACGACGAAAGUGGCCUCUGCUCCAGGUCUCCGCCGCGGGAUGGGCGUCACUAGCAAUCGACGCCCUCAUGAUGGAAGACUCGACGGCUCGCAAGUCAGAAGUCGUGGAGGAAAUGAUCACACUCGGUCUUCGAUAUCUAAAGAUGGGACUCGGCCUGAUGGUAUGGAUUGAGUCACUGUAUACCCUUGGAGUCGCAACUAGCCUUCUUGGAUAUCAAAGCUCGAGUCAAAGAUACAGCCUUGGAGGGAAAGUCUCGGGUUCGAGUCAAACCACAAUCUUCUUGCAGGGUUUGGAGCGCCUCAUGGAGGAUGUGAAGGCAAUGCACCGAGAAUGGGGACCAUCACUAGAGGAGAGUCCUGCCGAGAUUUGGAGGGACAUCACGGCAUUCACAACAAGCAAGUUCCUCGUGAAGACAAAAGCAGUACAGGUCGAGACGCUUACUUCUGACUUACGUAUAUCCGGGACUCAAGACCCUGAACUCUCCGUCAAGCCUACGUUUUCAACCAGCACGACUUCACCCGACGCUUCUCUCCUUGCUAACCUCGGCAUAUUUCCAUCAAAAUACUUCAGAAUGGGCUGGAACGAAUAUGGGGACAUACCAUGCUGUAAAGAUAGUGGCACCAUAUCACGUCCAAAAUUCCCAUUCCAACAAAUUCCCAGGUGUCCCCAAACGCUACAAGAGGUGCAAGAUACGUGCAUAAGGUGUUUCUGGUCCGAAAAGAUGGCCAACGACACAGCCCAACAAGUCUUCGUCUCGACUUCCACGCGACACGACGCAUAAUCUGGAGCCCGUUUUGCACGUUUGGCGCGGGCUACUCCUACGAAGUAUUCUGGAGCCCAGACUCGAAAUACCUCGGCUUUUCCGACGUCACCGCUUCUGGAGAUAUCUGCUUGGCCGUUUUUGACACUUCAGGCGGAUUUGCCUCUGGUUGAGCGCCGUCUCUGGUCAGAUACGCGUCCCUAAAGCCUUGUUUAAGUGUUAUGCUGGCUUGCUUCCAAUUUCAUCCAAAGAUGCCUUUGUUGUUGUUCCUGGAAGGCCCAGACGUUAUGCUGUGGCGUUUCCAAGACGCAGGU